Messenger RNA from Brachypodium distachyon (stiff brome), 753 nucleotides. RefSeq names its product cleavage stimulating factor 64. The coding region runs from base 1 to 693 and encodes 230 amino acids. Gene Ontology annotation, cellular component: mRNA cleavage and polyadenylation specificity factor complex. The record is from RefSeq and is a predicted model, not a curated record. Gene Ontology annotation, molecular function: mRNA binding. Lineage: Eukaryota; Viridiplantae; Streptophyta; Magnoliopsida; Poales; Poaceae. The transcript has a single exon.
AUGGACGGCCUCGCCGUCGCCGCCGCCGCGGCGAACUGCCGCUGCAGCCGCGUGGUCUACGUGGGCAACAUCCCUUUCCACGCGACGGAGAAGGAGGUCCGCGACGCCUGCGAGCUCAUCGGCCCCGUCCUCUCCUUCCGCCUCGCCGCCGACGCCGCCACGGGAAAACGCAAGGGCUACGCCUUCGUCGAGUACGCCGACGACGCUACGGCGCGGAGCGCCUGCCGCAACCUUCACGGCCAUCCCCUGCGCGGCCGCGACCUGCGCGUCGGCCUCGCCGACAGGGCCAGCAUCAGGCGCCGGCGCCACGGAGACCACGACCCGAUCGGCAUGGACGACGCCAUCCAUGCCGCGUCCCUCGUCGACUCUGCGGCGCGCCCUGCCGUGAUCGCGUCCAUGGCGCGGCACCUGGCGGGCUUGUCCAGGCACCAGUUGAGGGAAGCCGCGGCCGAGUUCGAGAAGCACGGUCCUGAUACCUGCGAGAUUCUGAAGAAGCACAUCCCCGGGCUGGACACCGCGAUGGAGAUGGUGCAGCGGCUGCUCGAGAUGGCGGCCGCGGAUGACGCCGCAGAGGAGGCCAAGAGGAAGAAGCGGGCGAGCGGCUGCCUUAAUGCCGAGGAGUCCGAUCAGCACGCCAAACUGAGGAAGAUGGAAGACGGCGGGAAGGUGCCCGCUGGAGUUGCCUGCUCCUGAGAGAUGUGCAGCGAUUCAGCUGCAUCUUUCGAUGUUCUUGAUUUUGUAAAUCAGGGGGAA